GGUGGCUGGUUUCGUCCGCAUUCGCUUCAGUUGGGCGGAGCGUGCGGAUAAACAUCAGCUGAGUGCCGUCCAGUCUGACAUGAUAUAAACUCACACAUUUAAUGUGUAAAUAAAGUGUUUAUAGAGGAUUUGGCCAUGUGGAUUACUCCAGAAGAAGUGUUACUGGCAAACGCGCUAUGGGUGAGCGAGCGCGCGAAUCCUUAUUUCAUCCUGCAGAGACGGAAGGGACACGGCCGCGGAGGAGGAAUCACGGGUUUGUUGGUGGGUACAUUGGAUGUUGUGUUGGAUUCGAGUGCUCGUGUCGCCCCGUACAGAAUUCUGCAUCAGACUGGAGAGUCUCAGAUCUUCUGGAACAUUGCUUGUGGCUCGUCUCGUAAGGAGAUCACUAAACACUGGGAGUGGCUGGAGACAAACCUGCUUCAAACUCUCUCCAUCUUUGACAGUGAUGUAGACAUCACCACCUUUGUCAAGGGUAAAAUACAGGGCAUCAUCGCUGAGGAAAAUAAAGGCAUCAGACCUCAGGAGGACGAGGAUCCUGGGAAAUUUCGUGAAGCCGAGCUGAAGAUGCGCAAGUUGUUCGGAAUGCCGGAAGAAGAGAAGCUGGUGAAUUAUUAUCCCUGCAGUUACUGGAAAGGCAGAGUCCCGCGACAGGGCUGGAUCUACCUGUCUGUCAAUCACCUGUGCUUCUACUCCUUCCUGCUGGGUAAAGAAGUUUCACUGGUGGUGCAGUGGACAGACGUCACACAGUUGGACAAGAACGCAACGUUGGUUUUCCCGGAGAGCAUUCGGGUCAGCACGCGUGGCACCGAGCACUUCUUUUCCAUGUUUCUCAACAUCAACGAGACCUUCAAACUCAUGGAGCAGCUGGCCAACAUCGCCAUGAGACAACUGCUGGACAACGAGAGCUUCGCUGCCGACCGCUCGCUCCCAAAACCCUGCAAGACCCUGAAGAACGUCUCUGCACUUAAAAGAGAUUUGGACGCCCGGGCGAAGAACGAGCGAUACCGAGCACUGUUUCGACUCACACAGGACGAGCGUUUGGACGGCCACACAGACUGCACCCUCUGGACUCCAUUUGCCAAGAUGCACGUUGUUGGCCAAAUGUUUGUUUCUAACAACUACAUCUGCUUCGCCAGUCGCGAGGAAGAUUUGUGUCAGCUCAUCAUCCCUCUGAGAGAGGUGACAAUAGUGGAGAAAGCCGACAGCAGUAGCGUGUUGCCGAGUCCACUGUCCAUCAGCACUAAAAACAAGAUGACCUUUCUGUUUGCCAAUCUUAAAGAUCGCGACUUCCUGGUACAGCGAAUCUCAGACUUUUUGCAGCGGACGCCUGACGGACCCUGUGGCCUAAUCGCUCAAUCCGAGAAUUCCAGCCCGAGCACGCCUCCCUCUUUACCUCCGUCACCUACACUGGGAGCAGGAGAGAUACCCCAAAACCAACACUACACACCCAAUCUGCCCACUGCCAAGCAUGGUCUCCUUCACAUCUACCAGCAGGACUUCCCAGAGGAGCUCGGACCCAAAGCUACGAGAGAGAAGAUGAAAGAAGAAUCGUGGAACAUUCACUUUUUUGAGUUUGGACGUGGAGUUUGCAUGUACCGGACGUCUAAGACCCGAGAGCUGGUUCUGAAUGGGAUACCAGAAAGUUUGAGAGGAGAACUCUGGCUGCUCUUCUCAGGUGCUCAGAACGAGAUGGCCGCACACCCGGGUUACUACGCCAGUUUGGUUGAGCAGGCGAUGGGUAAAUGUACCCUAGCAACCGAGGAGAUUGAGAGAGAUCUUCACCGAUCGAUGCCCGAGCACCACGCCUUUCAGAACGAGAUGGGCAUCGCUGCACUGAGACGAGUUUUAACAGCCUAUGCGUACAGGAACCCAGGCAUUGGAUACUGUCAGGCGAUGAAUAUUGUCACAUCUGUGUUGUUGCUGUAUUGUAAUGAAGAAGAGGCGUUUUGGCUGCUUGUUGCUCUGUGCGAACAAAUGCUGCCUGAUUAUUACAACACUAGAGUUGUGGGAGCAUUAGUGGAUCAGGGCGUGUUUGAGGAGCUCACCCGUGAAGUGUUGCCGUUGUUAUACGAGCACAUGCAGGAUUUGGGUGUUAUCUCCACCAUCUCUCUGUCCUGGUUUCUCACACUUUUCCUCUCCGUCAUGCCUUUUGACAGCGCUGUCCUGCUGGUCGACUGUUUCUUUUACGAGGGCAUUAAAGUCAUUUUUCAGGUGUCUUUAGCUGUGCUAUAUGCUAACAUGGAUCAACUGCUGGCCUGCUCAGACGAGGGAGAAGCCAUGACUAUUCUGGGCAGAUAUCUGGAUAAUGUUGUGAAUAAGCAGACUGUUUCUUCACCCAUUCCUCACCUUCACGCCCUGUUGACCAGUGGCAACAGCCCUCCACCUGAGAUUGAUGUGUUUGAGCUCAUUAAAGCGUCCUAUGAGAAGUUUGGCAGUCUGCGUGCUGAUGUCAUCGAGCAGAUGAGGUUCAAACAGAGAUUAAAAGUCAUACAGUCCCUAGAAGAUACAGCCAAGAGGAGCGUGGUGCGAGCCAUCAUGACUGAAUCAGCCUUCAGUAUUGAGGAUUUGGAGGAGCUCUAUGUUCUGUUUAAGGCCAAACACAUCAUGAGCUGUUACUGGGGAGCCAGCAGCACACCGGCGGAGCGUCACGACCCGAGCCUGCCGUAUCUGGAGCAGUAUCGCAUCGACUGUGGUCAGUUCGUUCAGCUAUUCUCCGCUCUUGCACCCUGGAGCUGCGGCCUUCACUCCAACACACUCGCCAGCAGACUCUUCCGCCUGCUUGACCAAAACAAAGACUCGCUUAUCAACUUUAAAGAGUUUGUCACCGGUCUCAGUGGGAUGUAUCAUGGAGAUAUGACUGAGAAACUAAAACUACUCUACAAGCUGCACUUGCCUCCUGCAUUGUGUCCCGAAGAGGCGGAGUCAGCGCUGGAGGCAACACAAUUUUUUACUGAUGAUGACACACCCCAGGAUCCUCCCUUCCUGUCUCAUGCGGACUUCCUGGCACAGGAAGUGACCUCAGGUGAGGAGCAGAAGGAGGGAGGAGAGGGAGUGACCGGUGACACAGAUGAGAAGAAGGAGGAGAAGCCAAAGGAUUAUAAAUACUAUUUGAGAAUGUGGGCCAAAGAAAGAGAACCAAAGAAAGAGAAUAUCAAAGAUCUGCCACGCAUGAAUCAGGAGCAGUUCAUUGAGAUGUGCAAAACUCUGUACAACAUGUUCAGCGAGGACCCAAUGGAGCAGGAACUUUAUCACGGCAUCGCCACAGUGGCGAGUCUCCUGCUGCGGAUCGGAGAAGUAGGCAAGAAAUUCACCAACAAUGGCGGCAAAAAAUCCGAAGCUCAGCCAUCCAGUGCAGACGAAACUUCUUUGCAGCCAGACAAAGAAGACUCGUCCGGGGAGGGCGGAUCUGGACAGUCCCUGGUCUGCAAAGCCCUGGCUGAGGCGCAGCUGGAGACGCCCCCUCCGACAGUGGUCUCUUCGUCAGAGCCGGAUGCCGAAGACGACACCUCCGUUUCAUCCUACUCCGUGGUGAGCGCGGGUUCGCUGAUGUGCGAUGAUAUCGGCGACGACACGGUUCUUAUCGGCUGCGUUGGAGGAGAGGGGGCGGUUCGGAGGAGGGGCAGCGCACCAGAUGCCGAUUGGUCGAUCACUUUCGAGCAGGUUUUAGCAUCUUUCCUAACGGAAUCAUCGCUGGUUGACUACUUUGAGAAAAAACAUGACAUUGAGAGCAAAAUAAUGACAUGCAAGUCGCUGAGAGCGGUGGAACGACAGAUUAGUUCAUCGAGUGAUCACGAUUGUACUCCAUCUGUACACUGACACACACGCGCACGCUCAUACGCAAUGCAUGAACACAAACCUGCACAACACAGAUGCAAAGCGAGCAUUAGUGUAUGUGUAUAUAUGUCGUGACCAAUACGCCAGAUCCCAUCAACAGGAGUUUGAUGCUUCUAGUGUGUCAUAGUCCACAAAUAAUGUGUUAAAAUUCUUGCCAGGAGCUUCUAAGAUGUCCACCUAGGUGUCCGGUUUUGUUGGUGUUCGUACUUUGAAUGCAUCAACUAAAGGCCUGAACGCAAGGAUUCGACUUUAAAAGUUCUUGUUGGUAUCUUGGUUUACAUAUUGAAUGUAAACCAAGAUGCCUUGCAUAUAUACAGGAACUGUGUACUGUAUGUUAAAAGCCGAAUGAAAGACUGGUCACACUAAAAUGUUUAAUUUGCACACUCGUCCCCCAAGUUGUAAUGAAGAGAGAUUAGUUCACACUGAAGUCUAUGUCACUAAUGCCGUCUUGCACGUGUGCUAUAUGUAGUGUACUUGAAGAAAGUGUCCUUUAGGUGAAUACGAAUGCUCGACUUUAAAAUUCGUUUUUAAAUCCUCACACCGAUGAUCGUUCUGCACUCUUAGCUUUGCUUCAAAGCCCUUAUUGCGUAAAUGCAUAUCUGUGUGUUGAUGGAAAAACGCAGCUUUACUGUUUCUAAAUGUCAUUGCCUUAAACCAUCAGACAGUUAACGGUACAGUUGGACGGCGUUUGUUGUGAGGAACAGAAGAUCAUGCAUCAGGUAGGACUGAUGUGUUGCUUUCUGUAAGAGUUGAUUGAGAUGUUCGGUAUCUAACAUCUGCAUACACUUUAUAGAAGUGGUUGUCUGGACAGUUUACUUUAUAUAUGAGAACAGAACCGUUUAAAAUGUAGCCAAAUAUGAGAACAGUUUCAAUGUAAAUUUUUGUUUAUUAUAUCUAAGCCCGUCAGGCUCGAUUGAGCUCUUGCGAUCAGCAAAAUCUCAUUUAUGAAUCACAGGACUGCGUGUGAAUCGUUCA
Molecule: messenger RNA, 4809 nt
Organism: Misgurnus anguillicaudatus (oriental weatherfish)
Lineage: Eukaryota; Metazoa; Chordata; Actinopteri; Cypriniformes; Cobitidae
Gene: tbc1d9b
Product: TBC1 domain family member 9b
Molecular function (GO): calcium ion binding
Source: RefSeq, a predicted model, not a curated record